Messenger RNA from Eurytemora carolleeae, 1505 nucleotides. RefSeq names its product probable serine/threonine-protein kinase mps1. NCBI's taxonomy places the organism in Eukaryota, Metazoa, Arthropoda, Copepoda, Calanoida, Temoridae. Bases 114 to 1001 code for a protein of 295 amino acids. The record is from RefSeq and is a predicted model, not a curated record. The transcript has 12 exons.
GAGUAACAGAACAAUCUCAAAAUAUUUACAAGACAAAACUGAACAAGCUACGCGGUAACCAGGGGCUAAACAACAAGGAUGCAGGAUUCGAGAGUAAUCGGCCCCUGAUACUAAUGAAUAAAACGCCCCUGAGACUAGAGAACGAUGAACCAGAAAGAUUUGAGAAGAGUGGCCGAGGUUUAAACCAACUACCGUUAAAUAUCAACUAUUUAGAGAAUCUAAGUGAAUCUGAUCUGUUUAAUAUUCUACAGAAUCUAGAGGAUCAAGAUCAAGAGGAUCAACAUCAAGAGGAUUAUAAUGAGUUUGCAGUGCCUGGUUCAGAAGAGGAGGAGUUUCCCUCUAACCUUCUUGAGGAUCCAGAAUUUUGGUCGGAUGAGGAGAACUCAAACAAUGAAACACAGAACCAAUCUCAACAGAUUACAGCUGAAGUUCAUGCACACAACCAUUUCUAUUUAAUAUUGGGAGAAAAUGGAUCCGUUCUUGAACUUCCGGGUUUAACAAAUACAGAUCCGGAUACAGCAGUUCAGUUAGUUUUGAAUGCCAGCAGUGGAAUCUCUACGAGCGAAGACUUUUUUAGUUCUACUCCUCUUAGUAGCCUGCUGGGUCUUAACCCUGUUAAUGUACAGUCCUCCCCCUGUACACCAGACAUGUACAACAUGUAUCCAUCCCAGAACGUGCCUCCUAUUGUUCUAACAACUAUAUCUCCUGCUGAAGGAGGUACUACGCCCCCUUCUCCUUCUCCCCAGACUACUCUACCCCCUAUGGAAUAUCCUCCGCAAACUCCUGAAACCUUAACUUUUGGAUCGUCUUUGAUCACCACACAAAAUGAGACAGUAGAGCUGUCCUAUAGACCUGCAAGCCAAGCUGCUGAGAUACAGAAAGUGCAAAAAAGGAAUGGAGUUUUCAGUUGUAACGAAGCAUCAUCAGGUGCUACGACAAACUUUGUAAAUGAAAACUAUCCAAACUAUAAUCAUGAACUGGUGUGGCGGAAGACGAUCUGAGUCUGAGCCGGAUACAGAGACUCGGCUUUCUGUCACGCAAAGGAUCUCCUCAUCAAGGUUCUAGAGCUCACCCAUCCUCUACCAUCAGCUCCAAUCUCUCUAGCAGUAGACGCCUCAGACUCUCAUAUGGGUGCUGUGUUGCAGCAGAGGAUUGACGACGCCUGGGUUCCGUUGUCCUUUUUCUCCAGGAAGCUUUCAGAGACGGAAAAGAAAAACUCCGCCUUCGACACAGAACUUCUGGCUGCCUACCUAUCUAUCAGACGACGAGUCUAUAUAAAUACUUUAUUAACUAACUUAAAACUUAUUUGUAAAUUUAAGAAAUCAAAAUUAUAUAUAUCAUGGUGACGUGGCAGAACUGUUGCUCUUCUUGCCGCGUCUCUGUAUCCGGCUCAGACUCAGAUCAUCUUCCGCCACAUUAGGAUGUUUUCUCCAGAUCGAAACUUUUGUGUAAAUGUCGUGAUUUCGAUAUCAAAUGUGAGGAUCAAUGCUCUAUUAAAGUUAUUC